Messenger RNA from Melozone crissalis (California towhee), 765 nucleotides. It is a transcript of the gene TVP23A, whose product is annotated as trans-golgi network vesicle protein 23 homolog A. The record is from RefSeq and is a predicted model, not a curated record. Gene Ontology annotation, biological process: vesicle-mediated transport; protein secretion. The coding region runs from base 96 to 755 and encodes 219 amino acids. Lineage: Eukaryota; Metazoa; Chordata; Aves; Passeriformes; Passerellidae. The transcript is spliced from 7 exons. Gene Ontology annotation, cellular component: Golgi membrane.
GUGACGAGGGGCAGCCCCGCUCCAGGCGCGCGGGGCCGGCCGGAGCCCGGCCCCUUUUGCCGGGGCCAGCUGCGGGCCUGGAGCCGCGGGCCGGGAUGAAGCAGGCGCUGGUGGACGACACCGAGGAUGUGUCCCUGGAUUUCGGGAGCGAGGAGGAGCUGGCGCUGCGGAAAGCGCGGAUCAGGCACCCACUGGCCACCUUUUUCCACCUGUUUUUCCGAGUGAGUGCUAUUGUUACCUACUUGUUCUGUGACUGGUUCAGCAACAGCUUUGUUGCCUGUUUUGUCACUAUUCUCCUCCUUCUAUCCUUUGACUUUUGGUCUGUCAAGAAUGUGACAGGAAGACUCUUGGUUGGUUUGCGUUGGUGGAACCAGAUUGAUGAAGAUGGAAAAAGUCACUGGGUGUUUGAAGCAAAAAGGGUGCCUACAGUAGCUGCCUCAACUGAAGCUGAAGCCCGAAUCUUCUGGCUCGGUCUCAUCAUCUGCCCAGUGAUUUGGACAAUGUUUUUCUUUAGCACCUUGUUCUCCUUGAAGCUGAAAUGGCUGGCUCUCGUGAUUGCUGGGAUCUCUCUCCAGACUGCUAAUUUAUAUGGCUACAUCCACUGCAAGUUAGGAGGACCAAAAACCAUCAGCAGAGUAACCUCACGGUUGUUUGGCACCACAGAUGUUCCCAAGAGACAGAGCAGGAGAAUUGCAGAAGAUGGCACUGAAGAUCAUGGGAAGAUGGGCACUAGUAACCAAAUAAGGAAGAGCUAAAGGAUGAGCA